Manis pentadactyla (Chinese pangolin) is the source of this 2213-nucleotide messenger RNA. RefSeq names its product Src homology 2 domain containing transforming protein D (gene SHD). The transcript is spliced from 6 exons. Lineage: Eukaryota; Metazoa; Chordata; Mammalia; Pholidota; Manidae. The record is from RefSeq and is a predicted model, not a curated record. Bases 723 to 2009 code for a protein of 428 amino acids. Gene Ontology annotation, molecular function: phosphotyrosine residue binding.
UCCAGCCCCCCAUUUCGCGGCCAAUUUCCGCCUCUCCCUGCUCCCCACCUGGUACCGGAGCGAGGCCAGCGCUGUCGGUUCCCACGUCCCGCACCCCUCGCCUCCUCCCGCCAGCCUCGGUGCUCCGGGUCAGCGUCCAGCUGCCGCGGCCCCCGGCGCAUCCCCUCCCUCCCUCCCUGAGCUCCGGGUGGGGGGAGGGCGGGGGACGCCGGGGCGGGGCGGCGGGGGAGCCUUGACGUCGCUGCCCCGGACGCGGCCCGGGGCCGGGAGGCGCUGGGGCGUCCGCCUGCGCGCCCCCUCCUCAGAGUCCCACCUCCCGGCCGAGCGCCGGCGGCGGCGGGUCAAGGCUCUCCGGAAGCGUGAAGGGGGAUCGGAGGCGGUUUUAUUUCCCUUUGUGCCGGUGGCUGGGGCCGGAUCGAGGCGGCCGGGCCGGGGACCGCGGGACUGGGGCUCCCCCCGGCGCGGAGAGGAGCGCAACAAAGGGUGCGCCGCGCUCGGGUCACUGUCCCCGCGGCCCAACUUUGCGCGCUGCGCCCGCGCCCCGGGGGAGCCCGCCCGCUGCGCUGAGAACGCAGGCGUCCGGGCUGAGCGAGGGCUGGGGGCGGCCGCAGGCGGCGCUGUCCCGGACCCCAGCGGGAAUCCCGGAGCUUCCCGGAGGCGGCGAGCUGCCGAGCCGUGCGCGGGGACCGCGCCGCCCGCGGAAACUCCGCGCGCUUCCGCGGAUGCCCCUCGCGCUGGCCGCGCGACCCCGUGCUCUGCGUCCUGGGCCCUGCCGGGCGCGCCCGCGCCCCGCCGUCCUUCCAGAGCCGGGCUCCUCUGCCCCCGUCGCCUCCUCUCUCCUCUCCACCCUCUUCUGGGCCCAGCCAAGGGGCACACCUGGUCCUCCUCCUCCUCCUCCCUGGGCGCUCUGCAGAGAGAGGGGGCCCGGAGGGGGGCAUGUGAGGCCCCUCCUGACAGAGGCCAGGCUCGGGGUGACGCGCGCCCAAAUGGCCAAGUGGCUACGGGACUACCUGAGCCUUGGCGGCCGGAGGCCCCCUCCGCAGCCGCCCACCCCAGACUACACCGAGAGCGACAUCCUGCGGGCCUACCGGGAGCAGAAGGAUCUGGACUUCGAGGACCCGUACGAGGACGCGGACAGCCGCCCGGAGCCGGUCCCCGCCGGCCCCGCGGACUCCAGGGGCCCCGGAGACGCCAAGUAUGACUCUCCCAAGCACCGGCUCAUCAAGGUGGAGGCGGCGGACAUGGCCAGGGCGAAGGUCUUGCUGGGCAGCGCCAGGGAAGAGUCAGAAGUGGACACUGAAUACUCAGAGCCCUUUGAUGCCCAGCCUCACCCACCACCCCCAGAUGAUGGCUACAUGGAGCCCUACAAUGCCCAGCGGGUCAUGAGUGAAUUUCCCUGCAAAGGGGUGCAGCUGUAUGACACUCCCUAUGAGGAGCAGGACCCCGAACCGGGAGAAGGCCCCGCUUCUGGGAGGCGGCCUCGCCAGAGCCGGAUGCCCCAGGAUGACGAGCGGCCAGCAGACGAGUACGACCAGCCCUGGGAGUGGAAGAAAGACCACAUCUCCAAGGCAUUUGCAGUGCAGUUUGACAGUCCAGAGUGGGAAAGGACCCCAGGCUCAGGCAAGGAGCUCCGGAGACCCCCGCCCAGAAGUCCCCAGCCCGCAGAGCGCGUGGACCCAGCCCUGCCCCUGGAGAAACAGCCGUGGUUCCACGGCCCGCUGAGCCGGGCGGACGCCGAGAACCUCCUGUCGCUCUGCAAAGAAGGCAGCUACCUUGUGCGGCUCAGCGAGACCAGCCCGCAGGACUGUUCCCUGUCCCUCAGGAGCAGCCAGGGCUUCCUGCACCUGAAGUUCGCCCGGACCCGAGAGAACCAGUACGUGCUGGGGCAGCACAGCGGUCCCUUCGCCAGCGUGCCUGAGCUUGUCCUGCAUUACAGCUCCCGCCCUCUGCCCGUGCAGGGCACCGAGCACCUGGCCCUGCUGUACCCGGUGGCCACGCAGAGCCCCUGACCACCUCUGGUCUCUGUGCUGCCGGUUGCAAACCGCUGGGCAUCCUUCCGGGCCUGGAGGCCUGAGGGAGAGACCCCCUCCCCGUCCAGGCCCCGAGUCUUCACCAGAGCCACCUUCUCGGUCCCCUUCUGGGUUCCAGGGCCUAGAAUUGCGUCUUGAAGCCCUCUGCUGGUCUGGAAAAUAAAUGUUAUUGUGCGUUUCAAA